AUGGGCUGGCUCGUGCUGAGUUGCGGCCUUUUUGUUGCCUACUGGGUUCUACUGGCCAUCUACCGCCUUCACUUCCACCCGUUAUCACGAUAUCGGGGACCAAGGGUAGCCGCAGUGUCGAACUCAUGGUACGAGUGGUAUUGGAAUUAUCAUCUCAACGGACAAAUGAUAUUUGAGAUUCAGAGGUUACACAAGCAAUACGGACCGGUGGUACGGAUAGGCGUGAACGAUCUCAGCAUAGACGACCCUGAAGUCUAUCAGGCGAUGACCAAAGUGAGCUCGGGCUUCACGAAAGAUCCUCAUUUCUAUCGAUGCAUCUCGUUUCCAGGAACGUCGAUUGGAGAGACCGAUCCCGCAAAGAGCCGAAUUCGUCGCAAAGUGCUAACACCCGCUCUGUCUGGCACCCGAGUCCAAGAGCUCGCCCCCGCGAUCCUCGGUAAGGUAGAACGGCUACUAAGAAGGGUGGACCUCUGUGCACAGUCUGCAAAGACCAUCUGCAUCACCAGCGCUUGCAAAGCACUUACCAUGGAUAUCAUCUCCAAGAUUGUUCUCGGGCGUGAGAUUGGAUGCAUCGAAGAGCCCGACUUCAGAAACAGUUUCAUCGAGAACUUGAAUGCAGCUUUCGAAACGGGAUGGAUCGCAACUGCCUUCCCCAGGUUAGCUACGCUCGCACUCUGGAUGGCUUCGAUGAGCGACUUCUCGGUCAUUCCUAAUCCUCUUAUCGAUUUCAAACGGAAAUGUCGAGCCAUCACCAAGAGCUACCUGGAAGUUUUCGAUACACAUUCAGACGUCUACGUAGCCCGCAAAGACGUCAACGUGCCAUCAGCCAUUGCAACCCAUGCCGACAGAUCAGCUGUGAUAGACAUGCUCAUGGAUCCCCUCACCGUCAAAGGCCACACCGUACCAAGCCUAGAACAGCUAAACGACGAGGCUGUGAUACUUCUCACCGCAGGUAACGACACCACUUCGAACUCGAUGAUCUUCGGUCUCUAUCAAAUCUGCAACAACAUGUGUGUAUACAAAACCCUAUUCCAGGAACUGCAGGGACGCUUUCCCUCAGUCGACCAGCAGAUCACCUACGAAGAUGCAAAGCAGCUCCCGUAUCUAGUGUGUAACCCACCCAUCACCUCCGCUCUUCGAGUCAAGCUCACCACGUCGUGUGUACAGACAGCUACCAUCAAAGAGAUCUUACGACUAGGUACCCCUCUACCUGGUCGUCUCCCACGCUUGAUCCCAUCUUCCGGUUUUCAACUCUACGGUCAGGACCUGCCUCCGAAAACGAGCAUCCAUACAUCGCCCUACCUACUCAAUCGCCAUCCCAGCAUCUGGGAUAACCCAAACGACUUCAACCCUGACAGAUGGCUCAGGAAGAAUUCCCGAGACCUGGACAAGUAUCUUGCAACCUUCAACAGGGGUGCGAGACAAUGUCUCGGCAAGGAGUGGGUACACUCCUAUCAAAUCGCAGGCUUGUGGCAAGAUUACUAAUUGACGGGAUGACUAGUCUUGCGUGGUGCGAACUCUGGGUCUUCUUCGCGAACUUAUUUCGCCGGUAUCAUAUCAAGACGCUACCAGCGAAUAUGCAAUGGCGGGAUUUAAUCUUAGUAAAGUAAGUAUCUAAGUUACAAUGUGCGUUCGCUGUACGGGUACUAAGAGAGGCUUAGGUUCAAGGAUAACCUGUGCGCAGAGGUUGAGAAAAGGGCAGAUUAG
Molecule: messenger RNA, 1707 nt
Organism: Ascochyta rabiei
Lineage: Eukaryota; Fungi; Ascomycota; Dothideomycetes; Pleosporales; Didymellaceae
Product: Cytochrome P450 monooxygenase sol6
Exons: 4
Coding region: 1-1485 (494 amino acids)
Molecular function (GO): oxidoreductase activity, acting on paired donors, with incorporation or reduction of molecular oxygen; iron ion binding; heme binding
Source: RefSeq, a predicted model, not a curated record